AUGAUAAAAAAUAAUAAAAAUAUUUUAUUAUUAAUUUUAUUUUUUAAUAUAAAAUUAAUAAUUUGUUCAACAGUAACAUUUAAUAAUAGUAUAAUAUCACAAUGUACAAAUAAUAAUCCAUGCGAUUUAUCUAUCAGUUCGUCCUGGGAAAACAAUCAAGUUCCGAUCAAUGGUGAUGAUGUUUUAAUUGACCUUUCAAAUUUUGCAGUAAACUAUAAUAUAUACUUAAUUGCAAAUAAUUUUAAUGUAGAAUUAAAUUCAUUUUAUUUAUAUGGCCAACAAAAAGGUAGAUCGUACCAGGGUGCUACCCAUUUAACAAUAAAUAAUUCAAAUUUAACCGUAUCAGAUCAAUUUAAUAUCCAAGGUUCAGUUUUAAAUAUCAACGAAACAGAAGUGUACAAUAGAAUAUCAAUAAACAGUUUCAUUUCAAAUCAAACAUAUGUAACAUUAAAUGGAAACUCAAAUAUCGAGUGUAAUACCAUAGAAAUGGAUGGAGAAAAUUUUAAUAUCAAUGGAGAUUCAAUGUUUACUGUAAAUGGAGCUGCAAAUUUCGAAUUAUACGUUUACCAUCAAAGUAAUCAAUUGUUCAAAACUAUGGGCACCACUUAUUUUUCAAAUCCAUUUCAAUCAAAUAGUACCGUACAAUUCGAUGGUCAAACUGUUUUUUCAUCCUCAUCUACAAUGAAUACAGUCUUUUCUAGUGGCCAAAUAAGUAUCAUAAAUGGUUAUUCAGUUGACAUUAAUGAUUAUAUUCAAGGAAGUGAAUCGGCAUUUAUUGCAUUAUCCCAAGGCUCAUCUCUUCGUUUACAAGGUUCAAUUAAUAGUCAUUUGUUUUUAAAUAAUGAAAUUCUUUUAGCAGACAAUAGCUUGUUGUUAAUCAAAUCAGGCUUUACUAUUUCAAAUAUAAGUACCCUGAUGAAUGGGACAAUCUAUAUUAAUGACUCUGCAUUCCCAACAACUAUUUUAGAUGUAAACCAGACCAAUUUAAAUAUAAUAACACAAAGUAAUCUUACUAUAACUUCAUCAACAUUAAACCAAGUAACCGUUGUAAUGGAUAGUUUAAUAUUGAACAUCCAAAAUGUUUCAAUCUUUACCUCUCUUAAUAGUCAAGGCCAAUUGAAUAUAGAGCCAGGUGCAUCACUUACACUUUUAAACUCAUCAUCGUCAUAUUCCACUGUAGAUAUAUUUGGUAGUUUAACCGUUCAAGAUUAUUUAUAUGCCCAUGCUAUUAAUAUUGACACAAGUGGUUCUCUAUAUUGCUAUGGACAAGUUGAUGCCCCAGUCAAUACCGAAUCAGGUUCCAUUUUUUAUAAACAAUCAACUACAGCUAGAUCAAUUGAUAUUCAAAAAUCAGGAACUUUGUCAUUAAAUAAUACAGAGCUAUAUAUCAAAGAUAAUUUCACCAUGGGUCCAAAAUCAUUAUUACAAUUCAGUUCUGUAGGUCUAAACAAUGGUUUUGCACUUAUCGAAGUUGGUGGUUACACAAAUAUUCAGGGUCCAAUUUCUAUAACAAUUAGAUUCAAGAAGGGUCUCAUUAGUACAGAAAACAAUGACGAGAUUUUCUUAUUCUCUACAAACUUCUUUCUACCAAAUGUUAUUAAUUUUACUUCCAGCGAUAUUGUUUUUAUAACAGAUGCCGGAGGAGCCUCUUUUGAUUAUAAAAUUGUCAACUCUGAUAAUGGUGAUAUUAGUUUAGUAUUUAACAAGAACUCUGGCUUUGCAUCAUGGAAAGUUUCAGUAAUUAUUUUUUCAGUUGUUGGGGCUAUUAUAAUUUUCUGUCUUUUAGUAUUCUAUUUUAAGAGAAGAGGUUCUUAUACCAGUAUUGGCAGCGGUAGUGAUGGUCAUCACCACCACAGCCAUCAUCAUCAUUAUAGCUCUAGUAGUCACCAUCACUAUAACUCCUCAGACAACAGUAGUAGUUUUAGCAAUCAUACUGAUAAUAGCCAUCAUCACCAUCACCAUCACCAUGGACAUCAUUAA
Molecule: messenger RNA, 1980 nt
Organism: Dictyostelium purpureum
Lineage: Eukaryota; Evosea; Eumycetozoa; Dictyosteliales; Dictyosteliaceae
Exons: 1
Coding region: 1-1980 (659 amino acids)
Source: RefSeq, a predicted model, not a curated record